Salvia splendens (bonfire salvia) is the source of this 1953-nucleotide messenger RNA. RefSeq names its product magnesium transporter MRS2-11, chloroplastic. Gene Ontology annotation, biological process: magnesium ion transport. The transcript has 13 exons. Gene Ontology annotation, cellular component: chloroplast envelope. The record is from RefSeq and is a predicted model, not a curated record. Gene Ontology annotation, molecular function: magnesium ion transmembrane transporter activity. Bases 218 to 1525 code for a protein of 435 amino acids. NCBI's taxonomy places the organism in Eukaryota, Viridiplantae, Streptophyta, Magnoliopsida, Lamiales, Lamiaceae.
AUUUCUCGACCACAGCCAACAACAAAAUCAUUUCAAACCACCACUUACAUCGUCUCUCGCUCUCACUCCCAUUCCCCACCUACACAUACACAACUACUGAUAUCGUCAAUCUAGAAUUCACUUGUUGGAUUUUGAUGUAGCUAUUUAUUCGGAUGUAGCCUCAGAAUCUUGACUACGCUUCUAUAGUUCUAUUCAUCUCUCUCUACAUUCUACAACAAUGCCUUCUCCAAUUCUCCUGCAAUUGCCCCCUCAAUUCCGCCUUAUCUUCACUGGAAUUUCGCUAUCGCAGUCCAAGCAAGAUUUUUCGCGCAAAUUGUUCUCGUGUCAGCCGCGGAGGAGCUGUGAUCCCCUGCGCAACGCCGGAGCUAAGGAAGUUGAGACUAUUAAGUGUUUCGCCGAGGAGAGAGAAAGUUCAGGUGAAGCUGUAUUCGAUAAGGACGGGGAGGAGGUCAAUAUUGGUCAGGAUUUCCCAAACGGUGCUGCUGUUCCGCAGAGGAUCCCGGAUUCUCUCUCACUUGGGAUUCGCGAGCCAGUGUAUGAGGUCGUGGAAGUUAAGUCUAUUGGGAUCGUAUCCACACGGAAAAUUAAUCGGAGACACUUGUUAAAAUCAAGUGGUCUCCGACCUCGAGAUGUUAGAACCGUUGAUCCAUCGUUGUGGUUAACAAAUACAAUGCCUUCAAUAUUGGUACGGGAAUAUGCAAUUUUGCUGAACUUGGGAUCUUUACGUGCGAUUGCAAUGCAAGAACGUGUUUAUAUAUUCAACUAUAACCGGAGAGCAGGAAAAGCUUUUAUUGAUGCGUUGUUACCCCGCUUAAACCCGAAGAACAUGCAUGGAGGGCCCUCAAUGCCAUUUGUGCUUGAGGUAGUUGAGGCAGCACUAUAUUCUCGAAUACAACGCAUGGAACAGAGACUAUUGGAUUUAGAACCACGUGUCCAAGGUUUGCUUGAGGUUCUUCCUAAUCGAUUGACUGCCAACAUACUGGAAGAACUUCGAAUCAGCAAACAAACACUAGUAGAAUUGGGCUCAAAGGCCGGGGCUUUGAAGCAAAUGUUACUUGAUAUCCUUGAGGACACCCAUGAAAUACGGAGAAUAUGUAUCAUGGGAAGAAACUGCACUCUGACAAAAACUGAUGAUAUGGAAUGCUCUGUUCCCUUAGAGAAGGAGAUAGCCGAGGAAGAGGAGGAAGAGAUUGAAAUGCUCUUGGAAAAUUAUCUUCAAAGAUGUGAAUCUUGUCAUGGUCAAGCAGAGAGGCUUCUUGAUUCAGCAAAGGAAAUGGAAGAUUCAAUUGCCGUUAACCUGAGUUCUCGGAGACUUGAGGUAAGUCGAGUAGAACUUCUCCUUCAGGUGGGGGCAUUAUGUGUGGGAGUUGGUGCCCUAUUUGCAGGUAUAUUUGGCAUGAACUUGAGAUCGCAUCUUGAGGAACGUGUGUUCGCCUUUUGGCUAACAACAUCAGCGAUUUUUGUGGGUGCUCUGCUUGGAUUCUUUAUCAUGUAUGCAUACCUCAGGCAAAAGAAGAUCUUGUAAACAUCAGAUAAAUGUCAUAAUCGGCACCAAAUGCAAUUUCGGUUGUGGACAUAAAUACAGGAUUAUAUAUGAAGGUGUUGGUAUAUAUAUACAGUUAAAAGAGCCCCUGCGGUAGUCAGUUGCUUAUGACAUGUGAUGCUGCAUCAUCUGAGUGUGAACCGACUGGAGGCUUUAUCAGUAUGUAACAUUAUCAUGUGAAGCACGAGACUAGUGAACAAGAGAAUUCAUAAUAAUGCAUUGUUGUAGGUGGUGGUGGUGAGUGGGUACCUAAUUCAUUGCUUACUCAUAUCCCAGGGUAGAUAUUUACCUCUUAGCUAAAUAAUGAUUAUUAGUGCUGAUUGCGACAUUAUGUUUGUAAGAAGCUUAGGAUGAGUACUGCUAUCUCAUUUCUACAUAUCUUCUAUUUUCAUAACUUUAACCUACUUUCA